This is a messenger RNA of Pyrus x bretschneideri (Chinese white pear), 1034 nucleotides long. RefSeq lists its product as uncharacterized. Lineage: Eukaryota; Viridiplantae; Streptophyta; Magnoliopsida; Rosales; Rosaceae. The coding region runs from base 178 to 909 and encodes 243 amino acids. The record is from RefSeq and is a predicted model, not a curated record. The transcript has a single exon.
ACCAUCGCAAUUCGCAAAACAUAUAAUUCCCUCCAACCCUAAUUGAUUCAACCACAAGCUAACACGAGCCUUACUUAACACAUAAUUAAUCACAAUAUCUUAUAUAUUUCCCCAAAGGGUUUUAUUUCUUUUACUACUACAAGUUACAAAACUAAGCUUAGCUAGCAAUCCAAAGCCAUGAAAUACAAUGAGAUAUCCCACUUCAGCCAUCCCCAACACAAGCUCAAGUUUGAGUACUCAGAAAUCCCAUUCAACUGUGAUGGUUGCAAGGAGGUCGGCAUAGGCUCGCGCUACAAGUGCGCGACUUGUGACUUCGAUCUCCAUAUGCACUGUGCCAUACCUACCCCUUCCAUCUUCCACCCUUUCUACACCAAGUGCUCAUUCCAGUUCCUCUCAAGGCCGCCCGGUGAUAGCCCUCGCUUUUGCAAUGCGUGUGAGAAGGAUAUAACCGGGUUCGUGUACCAUUGCAAGUCCUGCGGGUUCGACCUUCACCCGUGUUGCGCAAAGCUCCCCAUGGUGCUCGAUGAUGGGGAGGUCAAGCUCUAUCUGUAUCGAAAAGUGAGUAGCUCUUGCCAUAGGUGCGGGCGUAAAGGACGGAGUUGGAGUUACAGAUCAAAAUGUAAGGAAUAUAAUUUGCAUGUGGCAUGUGCGAAGGAAAUGCUUGUGGAAACUUGGCAUGAGUUUUUGGGGUCGCAUGGGAAUAAAAGCAAUAGUAGUAGAAAAUUGGAGAUGACCAGAAUUCCUACCCUUAAGAAUACACUUCAGAAUCAUCACCGUCGAAGCAAAGGUAAGGUGAAGAAGUGUUGUAAGAUGGCUGGAUUGGCUGUGCAAUUUGUGAUAUCAGCAGUGUUAGGCGAUCCAACGACUCUGAUUGCUGGGGUUAUUGGGAAUUUCAUGUCACGAGCCUGAUGCGCGGUUCAUGAUGGGGUAUUUGGACGAUGAAAUUGUUGUACUGUUAAUAAAUAAUAUUAUAGAAAACCAGAUAUCAUUUAUGUAUUUAUUUCUUGGUAAUUUCAUGAUUUUUCUUUUUCCAA